CUGCUGAGAAAAUGAAGCUUAUAAACUGUGACUACCUGGUAGAAUCAUGUGUUACCACUUUACAAUGAAAAAGUAAUUGAGGCCUUUGUUCCUUUUUAUCGGGCUGCUGCUGUUUGAAGUGUGGUCCGGGUGAACUGCACAGCAAAGAUUCUUCAGACAUCAAAUCUUUGUCUGUCUUUUGGCUAUAAACAACCGAACAAGUUCGGGUAAAAUCACUAUUCAAAAUUUGGGACAGAAAGUAAAAGUUGGAUUCCCAUUUCCACUCAAGAGUUGCGAGCGUCAAAUAAAUGAUUUCUUUGACUGGCAGCGAGGCAUUAUGGCCCGAGAGCUACUAAUCCAAUCUAAGGAGUAUGUUUAUGAGUUCAACUUUAUUAUUAUUGUUCGUUAUUUUUUUUCUAAUAAUGUAUAUGAAAAAAUAAAUUUAAAACCAUGCAACUUACAUUCAUUACAGAAACGACAGUCGAAAAUGAUCAACAUCUUUUUCCCCUUUUAAGGAUCAAAACGCAUCAAAGAGACAUAAGACAACUGAAUUUCUAUCUAAACUGCCAAUGAAAAUCCGCCUUGCAUGUACGUGAGAAAAAAAACUGACAAUGACUAUGUGCCACAAGAAGAUGGACCUACUUACUACGAGCCCCCCCUAAUUAUUACGAGGAUGAUCUUGACAUCGUCACAUGUAUUCAUGGAUGUCCACUCACCCAACGACAGUUUAUUUAUUUAUAUCAAUAUCCCUCUAUUUCAAUUUUAUAAUAUGCCACUAAAUUUUAUCUUCUCAUUAUAUCCUUUAUUCGCCUCUCUCUUUCAACAAAAUCUUUCCAGCCCACAAUGAAAAUAACCCAACACUGAGGAACAAUGUUGAUUAAAUUUUAUCCCCUCUCAAAUAUCUUUAAGGUUGUGGCCAUCCAUUGGAUUUCCUCGCCAACACAUAUCCUUAUUCGAAUGAAACUUCCUUGUAUUAAUUAUAUUAAUUUUGCAUAAUAAAAAAGACUGACUCUUCUCUUUUGAAUAUAGGCGGGUAUCUCCACCUGUCCCUUUCAAUGUUGGCUGCUUCAAUUACAGAGCUUUGCGAGGUUAUUAUGAAAUAUUCAAAGAUUAAAAAAUGCCAUGAAUUUAAGACCAUUCUUCUUAAUCGGAUUGCAAAAACAUGAGGUGAAAUAUCAUAUUCUUAAAAUCUUUUUCUCGAGAUGAGUUUUUAACACCUUGGGCGUUCAAAAGCUUAGUUGCUGAAUCACUGUCGUUGUUAUUAUUUGAUAGCAUUAUUGAAACAAGAUUUUCAAAUAAGAAACUGACGGUAGAAUUGGGUCAUAACAAUUUUGAGUUCUUUCUCAUAAAAGGCUAACGACCUCUGUCAUUUGCUCGACUUUAACUUGGCAUAUUGGAAUAGUUGACUUAGCCUGUUUAACUAGAAUUGAGUAAGAAGGUUAAUACAAUGAAGAUUCAUCACACUCAUCUACAGAAGGUUUAGGUGAUUCAACCUAAAAUUAUAUUAUUUGUACCAAGUAACAAAACGGACCACAGUGCAUGCCCCUAUAUAUAGUACCCAUUUCACACCCCUAAAUUGGGAAUUGAACAGCAAAACGGUGACCCAUCAGAAAAUGAGAGAUGAAUAAUUGAUCAGUAAGGGUUAUAUUUACCUACUUUGUUGCACUUAAUCACCAAACUUCCCCUCCAUUUUUAAUGUAAAACCAAUAUCAGAUUAGACUUCUCCUUUUUUAUCUGCAGAUAAGCCAAAUAUUCAUUUGGCCCACUUUUCACCCUCAUAAUUUUUCUUGUUUUUAUUUAUCUAAAAUUUAUUUUCAAAAGAGGGUGUGGGUUGCUUUCAAACAGGAAAUUUAAAUUUGAAAUCUCUGAGGCUUAUUUUUUGGAAGUUACUCGUUCAGCAACUGCUCUCUUUAGCAUCUUUUUGCUGAUUCUGCAGGCAAAAGAUUUUUGAAAUGUAUAUAUCCUCCCUUCUUUUUAUUAAAAAGAGAACAACUUUUUAAGUCCAAACCAAAACUUCAUCAUCAUGAAACUAGAAACUAGCAUUGAACAGUCACCUAAUGUUGGAAAUUCAAGAAGGCGAGAUGAUGGAGACUUUAACUUGAGAGAAUGGUCUCUUAAGGCCAAAAUUAGCAGAGAAAAAACAAAUUCAAGAAGAUUCUCAGCUUCUUAUAUUACAAGUUUUAGAGAUGUAAAAUCCUUUAGAUCAAACAUAUCCAUUUCCAGUACUGCUUCUUCCCCUGGCUACACCUUAAGAGAAGAAAUUGAACCAUCAACUUACUCUUUUACCAAUGCCCUUAAAGCAUUGCAGGCAAAAACAAUAUACAGUUGGGAAUACAUGUCACCAGAUGGAUUGGCUCUAAAUUCCAAGUGGAAUGAAGCUGAGAAAUAUAUCUGCAAUCCUUUAUCAGGGGAAGUUCCUUUGGAAUGUUUAUCUGCAAAAACACUAAGUGCGAGAUCAUUUCGACAAUUAACCAGCAAAAUCACCAUGUCUGCACCUCUAAUUUAUCCUUCUCAAAUUCAGACUCGACAAUUCCCAUCAAAACCUCCUACAAAAGUAGUACCUCAUUUGCCUAAACAUCAACUUGAAAUCCAAAUUCCAAACAAAGAGAAGCGUAGUGUUACUAGAGAUGUGGGAACACAGAGUAGUACUCCAGCUAAUUACUUAAGUUCAAAGAGUCCAAGUCCUGCUCGUACCCCAUCCAUUGAUGAUAGAUCUACAAAACGCUGUGUAGCAGAUGCUGAUGAUUCACCUAUGAGUAUGACAACUCCUGCAUCAAAAUCUGAGGAACAGGUGGAAGUGAAAGAAACAAGACGGAAAGAAGACACAAAAAUAAAUGAGGAUGAGCAGCUGGAAGAGAGAAAUAAUAAUUACAAGGUGAUGCAACAGAGCAGUACUAAUAGCAGCAAGUGCAGGCAAGGGUGUUUAUCAUGGAGGAGUUUAUGUAUGAGACAAAAGCAGCAGAGAGAGAGAAAACAUAGUAAAUCAAUAAAGAAGAAGAAGAACAUCUUUCUUUGCUAUAUAAAUGGAUGCUAAAUAGUAGAACACUAUGUCCUUUGAAAGAUUCUUUCUUUCCCUUAUCUUACUAUCACUUGUCUCUUCUCUAUUUCUCUGUUGUGUUUCUCAGAUACUACAAAAUCUAUGAGAGAAAUGAGGAACAUGAAAGUGCAACCAUGAAUGAAUGCCAGCACUUCAGAAUAGGGUCAUGGUUACUUCCUUUUUUAUUAUUUUAAAGAUUCCUUUUUCCGUUUCUUUUGCCUUCUAGGUAUGUUAUGUACUUAUGUUCUUUUCCUGGUAA
Molecule: messenger RNA, 3275 nt
Organism: Lycium barbarum (goji berry)
Lineage: Eukaryota; Viridiplantae; Streptophyta; Magnoliopsida; Solanales; Solanaceae
Exons: 5
Coding region: 2003-3013 (336 amino acids)
Source: RefSeq, a predicted model, not a curated record